GCCAUAAAGUUGGAGUCAUCCUUAUGGCAACCGGCUGAGGUAUGUCCCGUCGCGCGUUGCCCACUUAUGACUUCGACCCUCCUCCGCCGCCGUCAAAAUGCGCCAAGGUGCUCCACUGUAUCUGGAAGAUCAUAACUUGCGUCUUCUCCCAUGCAUUCCUGGUCACGCUGGUCGUCGCCUACUGCAUACUCGGGGCAUUCACGUUUGAACACCUCGAGGCAGAGAACGAGCGAAAGGUGAAACGUGGCAUAGUUUAUAUAAGAAGCAACAUGACGGAAGUUUUGUGGCAAUUAGUUCGGGAUACCCCGGUACUUGUUCAAGAGAAUUGGACUGAAGUAGUAGUAUCUAGGUUAAGGGUUUUCGAAACAGAAAUUUUAACAGCCAUGAAACAAGAUGGCUGGGAUGGUAAUGAGGAUGAAAAUGCUAUACAAUGGACGUUCGCUGGUGCUUUGUUCUAUUCCAUAAUUGUUAUUACUACUAUAGGGUAUGGCCAUAUAGCCCCCAAGACACAAAUGGGAAAAGUGACGACCAUAUUUUAUGCAAUUCUUGGCAUACCGCUCAUGCUGCUGUGCUUGUCCAAUAUUGGUGAUAUCAUGGCAUCUUCGUUCAGAUUCGUUUAUUGGAGAGUUUGCUGUUACGUUUGUACAAGAAAACCGAAGAAGAAAAAACGAAGAGGGGGUACCAUGCGUCAGUCAAGUCGGCAAUUAAAUCGAUCGAGACCUGGUUCGUUGCGGCAAGGGGGCGUUAUGCAGUCUUCCCAACGCUCUGGAGACAGCGGAUUCGGUUACGAAGGAACUCUUUCCCAUUCCUAUUCAGAUGCUGAAUUUAGAUAUAACGAAGACAUCGAAGGAAGUAUUUCCACAUCACCUAAUCCCAGAUCAUCAAGAUACCAGCCAUAUGAAAAUACUUUCAACCGUCAAAGCAGAAAUUAUAGCCAAAGAGCAUAUUCGUUAGACAGGAGGUCGCGAUCCCGUCGUAGUUCGCCGCGAGGAGAUCCAACGAUACGCGCGGGGCAGCAGACGCGCAGCAUCAAAGGUGAUGGAUGGAGGCAUCAGCGUGCGAUGUCCGUUGGUGCAGAUAGGACACCAGUACUCUGCAACAAAUAUGCCAUUAACGAUGACAUGUACGGCAUGAAUGACGCUCCGAAGAGAUACCAAGCUAAAAACUCGAGAUUUCACUCACUACCCCGUUUACAGAGUCCACAAAAGGCGAUCUCCCGAUGUCCAAGUCCGAUGAAUUAUUUCGAUGAUGAAGAAGAAAAUAGUCGAAGCAGAAGUAGACGAAGAGAAAAACAUGGUCCAAGUCCUCGAAUAAUGUCUCCAAUGGGUUUAGCAGUAAAUCGCCAGCAGCGCUCGAUGGAAGAACCGAAUUUUUCAACUGGCGAAGAAUCAUAUACGGGCCAAGAAAUACCAAGGGCCAGACCUGUCCCAAUUUGGUUAUGUGUGUUUUUGGUUAUCAGCUAUAUAAUUGCUGGUGCUUUUCUAUUUUCCAGAUGGGAGUCUUGGUCAUUCUUAGAUUCAGCAUAUUUUUGCUUCAUAACUUUGACUACUAUUGGAUUUGGAGAUUUUGUUCCUGCCCAAGGCGUGAAGGCAAAUUCAGAGAUGUCUAUAGCAUUGUGCUCACUGUAUUUGUUAUUCGGAAUCGCCCUUCUGGCCAUGAGUUUUAACUUAGUGCAAGAAGAAGUAAUUGCAAAUGUUAAAUCGGUCGCAAAACGACUUGGAAUUAUCAAGGAAGACUCGGAAGAACUAGAUGAAUAAAUUUUAUGAUUUGUUCAUUUAUAAAUGUAAUAGUAAG
Messenger RNA from Ctenocephalides felis (cat flea), 1794 nucleotides. RefSeq lists its product as uncharacterized. Gene Ontology annotation, biological process: potassium ion transmembrane transport; stabilization of membrane potential. Gene Ontology annotation, cellular component: membrane. Gene Ontology annotation, molecular function: potassium ion leak channel activity. The record is from RefSeq and is a predicted model, not a curated record. NCBI's taxonomy places the organism in Eukaryota, Metazoa, Arthropoda, Insecta, Siphonaptera, Pulicidae. Bases 42 to 1757 code for a protein of 571 amino acids. The transcript is spliced from 13 exons.